Messenger RNA from Gregarina niphandrodes, 437 nucleotides. RefSeq names its product magnesium transporter. NCBI's taxonomy places the organism in Eukaryota, Apicomplexa, Conoidasida, Eugregarinorida, Gregarinidae. The transcript has a single exon. The annotation marks the transcript as partial. Gene Ontology annotation, cellular component: membrane. The record is from RefSeq and is a predicted model, not a curated record.
AAAAUGAUCCUCUCAUGUUAUACCAAGGAAGUUAUAUACCAGUAUCCGCCGAUCUUAAGACCAAAUCGACCACAACCAUGUUUAUAAUUGGAAGUAUCUUCUGGACAUUGGGGAAUGUACUACAUGUCAUUGGACUCACCUAUGCCCCAACAAGCUUACUUGGUCCAGUGAACUCGUUGGGUCUGAUUAUAACAAUGUGGUUAUCCUGGCAGUUACUUGGUGAGGAGUUGAACCGCCAUUUGGUUAUAUCAAGUUGCUUUACAAUUUUGGGGAUCAUAAUCUGCUUGAUUGCUUCACUCAAGGAAUCUCAAACGGAUCUAUAUGUUACUCUUGAAAGCUGGCAUGACUCUAUCUACUUGUAUUUUGGCUUGUUUCUUGUACUCACUCUUAUUGUUAUAGGAGCGACAAUAUUAACCAGUACGUUACACACACUUUAG